AUGGCAACCAUCACAGACGUAAUUAACAACCUCGUCCACCCGCGCGUCGUCGAGGCCUUCCUCAUCUCGCCAACUUUCACCUCCCGCCUCCCUCAGGGCGUUCAACUCUUCCUCCGCCCCCACUUCCCCGUCACCCCUCGCGCCGAUGCCUCACAGGAAGCGCGCGACGCUCUCAUUGGAGAGAAAUACACGUGGGCGAUCGUAGACGAGCGCGCAGGGACACACAUCAAGUUUGUCCUCGCCGCCGCCCUCGUUGAUGAGGACUUUACCGACGAGGACUUUGACGCGCUCGAUGCCACUCUCGCCGAGGGGGGCGGCGGAUUCAGGAUGUACAUGGAGGACGAAGGGCCUUGUUUCCUGCUUGGUGAACGCAAGGUUACCCCUUCGGACCCGCAGCACGCCUUCUUCGAAUGGGUGCUCAGUGGGGCGGCGACGGCGAGGGCCGCAGGCCUCAAGGUCAUUCUCUCGAAUGGGCCGCGGUGGAUCAUGGUCGAGACGGAUGACGGGCUUUCUAUUUCGCGCUCGGUCGGGAAGAGGAAGGACGGAAGCGUGCUCGACUCUGAGGGAGCCAAUACUAGCAUGUUUGGCGGACUGGUUAGCCAGGCUUUCGAGGCUGUUGUUACGCGCGACGCGGUCACUAGCCUCAUGGCUGCCAAGGCGCAGGCGGGCCGGUAG
This is a messenger RNA of Cutaneotrichosporon cavernicola, 675 nucleotides long. RefSeq lists its product as uncharacterized. The record is from RefSeq and is a predicted model, not a curated record. Lineage: Eukaryota; Fungi; Basidiomycota; Tremellomycetes; Trichosporonales; Trichosporonaceae. The coding region runs from base 1 to 675 and encodes 224 amino acids. The transcript has 2 exons.